Molecule: messenger RNA, 450 nt
Organism: Saprolegnia parasitica CBS 223.65
Lineage: Eukaryota; Oomycota; Saprolegniomycetes; Saprolegniales; Saprolegniaceae
Exons: 4
Source: RefSeq, a predicted model, not a curated record
CCGAUUGCGCGCGAACCCAACGUUGCUCACGAGUACGACGGCUUUGGCGCCAACGAUUUCGCUACUCCGAGGCCCGCGCUGAGUCUCCUCGACGAGCUUGCUGGCUCCGACUCGAACCCGUCCGAAGACAACUACGAGCCCGAGGAGCUCGAAAGCAACGCCGUGUGGCAAGCCUUUCGGCGCAGUGUCGUACUGCGGCGGUCGUCAGCUCUCAAGAGCGCCUCCGCUGGGUCCAACUCGGGCCGCACGGCGUCGCUCAUGCUCUCGUCGUCGCUCGCCAAAAAAACGAUUAAACUGCGCAAGAAGGUGCGUCGCAGUAGCUCGACGGGUACUCCGCACGUGACGGCGAGCGAUGUCAGGAACGCCGGUGGGUUUGCCCAGUUUCACAAAAACAUGAUUCAGCGCCGCAUUCACCAGGCGCAAAUCGUCAUGCAGCCGCCGCCUCCAUGA